Dicrocoelium dendriticum is the source of this 630-nucleotide messenger RNA. NCBI's taxonomy places the organism in Eukaryota, Metazoa, Platyhelminthes, Trematoda, Plagiorchiida, Dicrocoeliidae. The record is from the annotation of a GenBank genome assembly.
AUGCUGCACCUGCCACUCUCAAGCUGGGCUGGGGGCUCUGGGCAGCCUCACUCUGUGGGCCCCUGGUGCACUCCACUGUCACACUGUGCUGUCACUCUGUUGCACUCUGGGUGCUGGGGAAUAACGCCACUCUGGCUGGUCUGGGGGCUGCUGGGUGGCACCAUCUUGGCGCCACUCGGGCCUGUGGGAAGACCUGGGGGCACUGACCUGGGGUCCUGGGACUCUGGGGAGAAACCCAAACUCGGCUCUGCCUCUGGCAAUCGCGGAACUCUGGGCCUGCCCACCUCUGCCCCCCACUCUGAAGUCUUCUCCACACCUGAGCCCGCCUACUGCCUACACCUCUCUUACACUCCUCCCACCGCCUCCUCUAGCUCUGAUGACUCUGCUCCUCUCUGUCUGACACCACUGACUCCUCUCUGGACGUCUUGCCCCCUCCUGACUUCUUGGCUAGUCACACCCAUCUGGCUACUCACCUUUCUGCCUCCUGCGGAUCUCAUCUACCGCCCCACUCUACCCAUCUCUCCUACCUCUCUGCCUCUGAACCUGCUCUACAACUCUUCACUCUGCCGCACUCCCCACCUCAACUCUGCUCUGAUCUCCACUCUACUACCUACCUCUUCUGACUGCUGA